AUGGCUAGGCUAUGCUGUGUCUCAUUCCUCCUCCUGAUCUGCGCCUCAAUCUUGUUGAUGGGUUCAUCAGCUUCUGUUCUAGCAAGUGGGGACCACCCCCAGAACCUUUCAUGGAUGCCCACCAACAAAUCAUCCUGCAAGGGCUCCAUAGCAGAGUGCUUGGCUGCAGGGGAUGAGGAGUUUGACUUGGACUCUGAGAUCAACCGGCGCAUCUUAGCCACCAGCAAGUAUAUCAGCUACGGUGCGAUGCAGAGGAACACUGUACCUUGCUCUAGGCGUGGCGCCUCCUACUACAAUUGCCAGCCCGGAGCUCAGUCCAAUCCCUACAGCCGCGGCUGCAGCGCCAUCACAAGGUGCAGGAGUUAG
Messenger RNA from Prunus armeniaca (apricot), 366 nucleotides. The record is from the annotation of a GenBank genome assembly. Lineage: Eukaryota; Viridiplantae; Streptophyta; Magnoliopsida; Rosales; Rosaceae.